This is a messenger RNA of Psylliodes chrysocephalus, 3016 nucleotides long. Lineage: Eukaryota; Metazoa; Arthropoda; Insecta; Coleoptera; Chrysomelidae. The record is from the annotation of a GenBank genome assembly.
CCUUAACCGAAUGGCAUUGAAAUUAAAUAAUCUAUUUCUCUUUUAAAUGGAUCGUCACAUUAUUCGAUAAUAUUUUAUUUAGGAGGACAUAAUGAUAUUGCAAUUAUUUAUACAUUUUUCAUUUUUGCGUAGUUGUUAUGAUUUGAUAAGAUUGGUAAUCUAGUACUCGAUAAUAUUUAAUUUACCAAAACAUGAUUAUAUUGCAAUUUUAUAUAAGUAUUAUUACAAUGUGAAUUUUAGAUUUUUUGUUUUUGAGUAGAUAUCAAGAUGGUAAUCUAGUGUAAGUUAAAAGUAAGUACUCAAAAUUUAACAUUGAACUACGUAUCUCGCAUGUAGACUUUUGUUUUUCGAUUUAAUUUAUCGUGACGUCGGAGUAGCUAUUAUACCGUAUUUAACAUAUUGUACGUAGACGCUGACUCUCACUUUAGUUGAUAGGUGAUCGCUCGCGUGUGUUAGCGAGUAGCGAUCCCAUCCGUUCGUCGUACAUAACGAGGCACCAUAAUUUUUAAUAUCAACGCGUACAUGUCGACUUUGAUACUGUGAUUUUAUAUUAAUCCGUGUGAUAAAAUGAUUACUUCUGUAUUUUAUUGGAUAACUUGCAUGGCAGUGGGCAGCAACAUAAUGAACACGGCAGAAGCAAACAACAUCGGUACACAACAAAUUCCAGAAGCAAGUGAAAGCCUGUUCGGUCCAUUCGACAUCAUACUACUAGCGCUAAUCGUCGGAGGAAUCAGUUGGUAUCUCUUGGGAAAACAUAAAAAGACAACGUCAAUAGCAAAUGGCAGAUCAUACUCCAUUCAACCGACAUCAAUCAGUAUCCAAAGCACGGUAGAAAAUUCGUUCAUCAAAAAAUUACAAUCGUCCGGAAGGAGUUUGGUCGUCUUCUACGGUAGUCAAACGGGAACCGGCGAAGAAUUCGCCGGACGAUUGGCGAAAGAGGGCGUCCGUUAUAGGAUGAAAGGAAUGGUGGCCGAUCCGGAAGAAUGUGAUAUGGAAGAAUUAGUUAACUUAAAGAACAUUCCAAACUCUUUAGCCGUAUUUUGUCUAGCCACAUACGGUGAAGGAGAUCCCACAGACAACGCCAUGGAAUUUUAUGAAUGGCUGCAAAAUGGCGACGCAGAUCUUACUGGUUUAAGAUAUGCCGUAUUCGGGUUAGGAAACAAAACUUACGAACAUUACAAUAAAGUGGCCAUUUAUGUUGACAAGCGUUUGGAAGAAUUAGGUGCUACCAGACUUUACGAACUUGGAUGCGGUGACGAUGAUGCUAAUAUCGAAGACGAUUUUAUCACAUGGAAAGAUAAAUUUUGGCCAGUCGUAUGCGAACAUUUCGGAAUCGAAUCAACAGGCGAAGACAUCAGCAUGAGGCAAUAUAGAUUGGAAGAAUUCGACGAAGCACCAGAUCGGGUAUUUACGGGAGAAAUGGCCAGAUUACAGUCUCUCAAAAAUCAAAGACCACCCUUUGAUGCCAAAAACCCCUUCCUGUCGAAGAUCAAAGUCAACAGGGAGUUGCACAAGAGCGGCGACAGAUCCUGCAUGCACAUCGAAUUCGAUAUCGAAGGAUCGAAAAUGCGUUACGAUGCCGGCGACCAUCUUGCCGUCUAUCCAAUCAACGAUAUCGAAUUGGUUGACAAAGUCGGAAAAUAUUGUAGCAAGGAUCUCAAUACGAUCUUUACUUUGAUCAAUACAGACGAAGAAUCCAGCAAGAAGCAUCCUUUCCCUUGCCCGUGUUCCUACAGGACCGCCUUGUUGCAUUAUUUGGAUAUAACUUCCAAUCCUAGGACACACGUAUUGAAAGAAUUGUCUGAAUACUGUUCAGAUCAGACAGAGAAAGAUAAACUAAAAUUGAUGUCCACCGCGACUCCCGAAGGCAAGGCUUUAUACCAGAAAUGGAUAAUCGAGGACAACAGGAAUAUAGUUCAUAUAUUAGAAGAUAUGCCUUCUUGUCAACCGGCAUUAGAUCACCUCUGCGAAUUACUGCCAAGGCUACAGCCUAGAUACUAUUCAAUUUCUUCAUCUCCCAGGCUCUAUCCGAACACGGUACAUAUUACAGCCGUGGUUGUCGAGUACGACACGCCGACAGGCCGACACAACAAAGGAGUAGCCACCACGUGGCUGAAAGACAAGAUUCCAAACUCGGAAAGCGAUUUGCCGGUGGUUCCUAUUUUCAUUCGCAAAUCUCAAUUCCGAUUACCCACCAAACCACAAACGCCAAUCAUCAUGGUCGGCCCCGGAACGGGAUUCGCUCCCUUCAGAGGAUUCAUACAAGAAAGGAACGUUUGUAAGGGCGAGGGUAAGCCCGUAGGAGACACCGUUCUGUACUUCGGUUGCAGGAAGAGAAAUGAAGACUUUAUUUACGAGGAAGAGUUAGUGCAGUACGAGAAAGACGGUUUGGUGACUUUGCAUUUAGCUUUCUCAAGAGAUCAAGCCAAAAAAGUGUACGUUACACAUUUGUUGGAACAGCAAGCAGACGAAGUAUGGAAGAUAAUUGGUGACAACAAUGGACACAUCUACAUUUGCGGUGAUGCGAAAUCCAUGGCACUUGACGUCCGUUCGAUCCUGACGAAAAUCUUACAAGAAAAAGGCCAGAUGACCGAAGAACAAGCCACUGCCUAUCUGAAGAAAAUGGAAACGCAGAAACGUCUAUCAGCCGACGUGUGGAGUUAAUAACAUUCCUCGAACUAGCCAAUUUUAUUACGAAAACAACAACAAACAUUAUUUUUUUAUUGUUAAAUUGAGAAAGAAAUUUAGAGUGUUAAUUAGGUGGACCAAAAGAGACAGUUUAUUUUUACGUUGAUGUUAUUUAUUUUUUAUUAAAAAAAAAAAAAAAUUAAAAAUAUGCUUGAAGCUAUUAUUAUACGAGAUGCGAUACGUUUCUGUAUAAACAAAAUAAAUAUUUAUAGAUUUUAGUGUUAUUUUUAAAAGAAAGGUCAUUUGUCUUUUUUGUAUACUUUUUAAUCAUGUUUAGCUGAUUUAUUGGUGCCUACAAUGUACAUAUUGAUUAUAAAAUAACAUAGAA